Messenger RNA from Protopolystoma xenopodis, 342 nucleotides. Lineage: Eukaryota; Metazoa; Platyhelminthes; Monogenea; Polystomatidea; Polystomatidae. The record is from the annotation of a GenBank genome assembly.
AUGAGCUCGAUUACUCAUUUUGAGGACAUUAAAAAGAGCAGUUACGAAACUAGAAAUCCCUCGAUCAAAGGUCGGGCCUCUACGUUUACAAGGGAAUUUACAAAAGACACCGAAUUUAUUGAACUGGAAUCCCACUGUAUGGGCAAAGUGAGGUGUGAUCAGGACGUAAUUAUUCGGCCUCCAUCGCCCCAUUACUCCGAUCUGAUCCGGAUAUGCAACAACAAAUCACCCUUUUUCGGUCCAGUGCGCCCACGACUAAUUCACACCAUCUACGUAGCAUUGCACACCCAAAGCUGCAUGGCUAGUUCAAUGUAUCCUGAUGUCCUCGAGCUAGACAUUUGA